GGUUGAUUUGAUGGAGUGUAUAUCAGUAAGACCACAUAUAUUCGUCAGGGGGAACAGUCUUUUGAUGGUUUCUAUAGAGCCUGGCACCAAGUGGAAUAUUACAGGUACCUAAGAUUCUUUCCUGAUGGCCACGUGAUGAUGUUGAUGACCCCUGAGGAACCUCAGUCCGUUGUUCCCCGCUUAAGAACUCGGAAUACCAGAACCGAUGCAAUUCUUCUGGGUCAUUAUCGUGUGGCACAAGAUAUAGACAAUCAGACUACAGUGUUUGCUGUAAUAACUAAGAAAAAAGAAGAAAAGCCACUUGACUACAAAUACAGAUACUUCCGUUGUGUCCUUGUACAAGAAGCAGAACAGACUUUUCAUGUAGGGCUACAGCUGUGUUCCAGUGGUCACCAGAGGUUCAACAAACUCAUCUGGAUACAUCAUUCUUGUCACAUUACUUACAAGUCAACUGGUGAGACAGCAGUCAGUGCUUUUGAGAUUGACAAGAUGUACACACCCUUGUUCUUUGCCAGGGUGAGGAGCUACACAGCAUUCUCAGAAAGGCCUCUGUAGGACCUCAAGUCCAGUCCUCUGUCACUGUUGCAUGAAUAAAAGUACAUAGUUCAAGAGCACCUAAGUUAUAAAUGUACAUAUAUAUGG
Molecule: messenger RNA, 642 nt
Organism: Lepus europaeus (European hare)
Lineage: Eukaryota; Metazoa; Chordata; Mammalia; Lagomorpha; Leporidae
Product: F-box only protein 9-like
Exons: 1
Coding region: 136-555 (139 amino acids)
Source: RefSeq, a predicted model, not a curated record